Rhododendron vialii is the source of this 2131-nucleotide messenger RNA. RefSeq names its product diacylglycerol kinase 5-like. The transcript has 14 exons. Bases 69 to 1727 code for a protein of 552 amino acids. The record is from RefSeq and is a predicted model, not a curated record. NCBI's taxonomy places the organism in Eukaryota, Viridiplantae, Streptophyta, Magnoliopsida, Ericales, Ericaceae. Gene Ontology annotation, molecular function: ATP-dependent diacylglycerol kinase activity.
GAUGUGAGACAUACAUAAAGGCAGUUUAUCAUGUCUGACACUGGGACACAAUCUUUUUCUCGAGGUCCAUGUAUUUAGUGGUGAACCCCACAGAAAUAGUGUAUGGACCUAAUUUCUGGAUUGCACGUGAGGUGGCCCACAAGAACCCAGGAGGAGUUUUUCUGUUUGUUGUAACUGAAGGUUCUAUACAAGUGCAUUGUUCAUGUUUGCACAAAUUUCCCAUUAUUCAAAUGUACGAGCCAUUGAUGGACGACUCUAAUCCAGAGCCUACCAACUUUCUGAAGGAAUUCUACAUACCUGAUUACAUACUUCUGCCCAAUUCAGAGGGUGAAGUUCUUCCUCAUGUACCAAGAUGCCCAGUUAUCGUGUUCAUCAACUCUAAAAGUGGUGGUCAGUUGGGUGGGGCUGUUCUUAUCACAUAUCGUUCUCUCCUGAACAAAAAUCAGGUUUUUGAUUUGCUGGAAGAGGCUCCUGAUGAUGUCUUACGCAGACUGUAUCUCAAUCUAGAAAAGCUCAAGCUUAAUGGUGAUGAAUUGGCUCCUAAGAUUCAGGAGAGACUGAGGAUCAUUGUUGCUGGUGGGGAUGGAACUGUUAGCUGGCUUCUUGGAGUUGUUUCCGACCUGAAAUUAUCUCAGCCACCACCAAUUGCUCCAGUGCCCCUGGGAACUGGAAACAACAUUCCAUUCGCUUUUGGUUGGGGAAAGAAGAAUCCCAGGACAGAUCAUCAUUCUGUUGAGUCAUUUUUGCGUCAAGUAAUCGAAGCCAAGGAAAUGAAGAUAGACAGCUGGCACCUUCUCAUGAGGAUGAGAGCUCCAAAACAAGGCUUCUGUGAACCAAUCCCACCUCUUGAGUUACCACAUUGUAUGCAUGCAUACAGACAAAUAUCUUUAACAGACACUCUGAACAUGGAAGGUUACCACACUUUCCGCGGAGGGUUUUGGAAUUACUUCAGCAUAGGUAUGGAUGCGCAAGUAUCCUAUGCUUUCCAUUCUAGGCGAAAGCUGCAUCCAGAUAAGUUCAAAAACCAGUUGGUUAAUCAGAUUACUUAUCUGAAGAUUGUAUGUAGACAAGGAUGGUUUUGUGCUUAUCCGUUCUAUCCUUCUUCAAGGAACAUAGCUCAGCUUGCAAAGGUUAAGUUCAUGAAAAAACAUGGAGAAUGGCAGGAUCUACACAUCUCUCGCAGUAUCAGGUCCAUUGUAUGCCUCAACUUGCCUAGCUUCUCUGGUGGAUUAAAUCCUUGGGGAACACCAAGUACAAAGAAAAAACUCAAUAGGGAAUUGACUCCACCAUUUGUUGAUGAUGGCCUUCUGGAGAUUGUUGGUUUUAGAGAUGCUUGGCAUGGGCUUGUUUUGCUAUGUCCAAACGGACAUGGGACUCGUCUUGCGCAGGCACACAGAAUCCGGUUUGAAUUUCACAAGGGUGCGGCUGACCACGCGUAUAUGAGGAUCGAUGGGGAACCCUGGAAGCAACCCCUUCCAGUAGACGAUGACACUGUUGUGAUAGAGAUCUCUCAUCAUGGACAGUUGAAGAUGCUCGCCACCCCCAAGUGCAUAGCCAAAAGUGUACACGAUCAGCUGAUGCCUACAAAUCAUGAUGUUGAUGGAGAGGAUAGAGGUGAAGACAACGACUCUGUAGGAGAAGAACAAAGGAAGUUUGGGGCAGCAGACACAUUCAAGAUCCCCUAUGAGGAGCAGAAUAAGGGAAAAGACAGUUGCAGCUCGCAGUGACAGACUCUGGAUAUCACACGCAGUUAAGAGAGUGAUUUAUCCAACGUGCCAACCCUGGAUCUUGUGUUUCUGGAUUUUUAUGGCAUAUCAAGUUAAAGAGACGUGCUUAAGACGAAGUCCUAUCCAUCGUGCAGAAAGGAUGCUCAAGUGGCUGUUUAUGUUUUGAAUCAGAGACAUCAGGUCGCAAUGGAACAACCUUAUCUCUGGAGCAAAGGCCGUCUACUCGAUCGGCUGUUACAUUACCUCACUCUGUCAGUAUGUUUCUGUUUCGGUUUCUGGUUUUCUGCUGAUAGUAACACUCGAAUCUGAACACCAUACCAAGUGCGAAAAUGUUCAUCCAUCCGGCCAGAAUGUUACAAUCUUACAACAUACAUGCCUUCUAUGAACAAUAAAGUUUACAAACA